AAAUAUCACCAUAAACUCAAAUACCUUAUAGAAAUACACAGGCUAUUUCGGCAAUUGCUUUUCAAAUAUAUUAAAUAGGCAGCGCAGCGCAAGCGUAAACAAUAUUUAGAUUAUGCCCCCCAUUCGCAAAGCGGAAGUUGGGUGCCCAAAUGUUUAUUGGCCAUGAUCACUGUUUACAAACAAAACACGCGCCAGAUAAAACAAAGGCCAUAUAUUCUCCCCCACCGCUGUCGAUCAGUUGGCUCCAUAGAAUGCCGUACUUAUGGGCAGUCUAGUUGGCUUUUCGGCGUUUUAUGGGAAAUUACGAAGCACUUGUUGGAGGCGAUUAUCGAAAUUGUACCGAAUAGAGAAGCUUGCUGGUCGCGCACAGUGAAGUCCAGAAUCUGCAGACAGUUCAAUCCGUUCUACAUCGGACCCUAUCCGGAGCGUGCCUGCGGGGAUUGUCCGUAUGGCCAGUACUCGGGCUUCACCAGAUGCGGAUGGAGUGGCGGAAACGGUCCCUUCGGCACCACCUUCUGUGAUUCCCGCUACGGUGGAGGAGGAAGGAGAUGUGGAGGCGGCUGUGGUGGAUGUGGAGGAGGAGGUAGAGGUAGAGAAGGAUGUGGUGGAUGUGGAGGAGGAGGCAGAGGUGGUUGUGGUCCAUCGUGUGGUCCCCGUAGUGGCGGAUCGUCCUGGUGUCCCGGCUAUUCCCCGUACUAUCAGUCGCCGUGCGGAGCGGACAGCUGCAUGAUGUGCUCCAGUGGAUUUGGCUGCUGUGGCCAAUCCUGUCGCACAUCCUGCUACUCCUGCUGCUGAGUGGUCGUCUCGUGGACUCUGGACUUCACUGUGUGCGGUUAAUUGGUUUCUUGAGUUUUUUUGAGAAAAAUUGAUUGUAAAGCAGGAA
Drosophila yakuba is the source of this 883-nucleotide messenger RNA. RefSeq names its product loricrin. Lineage: Eukaryota; Metazoa; Arthropoda; Insecta; Diptera; Drosophilidae. The record is from RefSeq and is a predicted model, not a curated record. The transcript is spliced from 2 exons. Bases 163 to 795 code for a protein of 210 amino acids.